Messenger RNA from Phialemonium atrogriseum, 1001 nucleotides. RefSeq lists its product as uncharacterized. The transcript is spliced from 3 exons. NCBI's taxonomy places the organism in Eukaryota, Fungi, Ascomycota, Sordariomycetes, Cephalothecales, Cephalothecaceae. The coding region runs from base 1 to 861 and encodes 286 amino acids. The record is from RefSeq and is a predicted model, not a curated record. Gene Ontology annotation, molecular function: oxidoreductase activity.
AUGUCCGAUAACAAAGUCUGGCUGGUCACCGGCUGCUCUGCUGGCCUUGGGUCUGCGCUGGCAAAGACGAUUCUGGCUCAUGGCCACAAGCUCAUAGCAUCGUCACGAAACCCAUCCAAGACGCCGGAUCUGGUUGACUAUGUCACAUCUAGGAGUGGCCAUUGGAUCACUCUUGACACCACGGCGCCCGACCUCGAAGACAUUAUUGCUCAAGCCGAGGCCAUCUAUGGCAGGCUUGACGUGGUGGUUAACAACGCUGGCUAUCCAAUUUGCGGUGCGUUUGAGAACCUCAAACUCGAAGAUGCCCGCCAGCAGAUGGAGACCAACCUCUGGGGCCCCUGCCGCAUCAUGCUCGCCGUACUACCGGGAAUGCGCACCCGCCGGUCCGGCACCAUCGUCAACAUAUCCUCGACAGCAGGGCUGCGGGUGCUGCCGACAUACAGCCACUACUCGGCGACCAAGUUCGCGCUCGAGGCCAUCAGCGAGGGUCUUGCGCACGAGGUGGCCGCCUUCAACGUGCGCGUCCAGCUCGUCGAGCCGGGCGCCUUCCGCACCAACUUUCUGGGUGCCGACAACAUCCGGUACGCGCCACUGAGCGAGGAAUACAGGGGUACCGUCUGCGAUGACAUGCUCGCCAAGUUGCGCGGCAUGGAUGGCAGGCAGGCGGGUGACCCGGCGGCGGCGGCGGAGCGGAUCUAUGAGGUUGUCACGGGGACGGGCAUGGCGACGGGGAGGAAGCCGGACCUCCGGCUGCCGCUGGGGUCGGACUGUCUGCAGACCGUGCGGGCGAAGCUGGAGCACGUUAGGGAGAACUUUGCGCAGUCUGAGGAUAUUGCUAUCAGUACUGAUGCCAAGCAAUGAAGACGGGGUUUUCUUUUCGUCGUUGUCUUAUUUCGUGUAGGGCAGGAGGUCCUGGGCCCCAAUGGAGAACGCUUCCCCCCAGUCAUGGACAGGCUGCUGGUGCCAUCCAUUCUACGUUUCUAUCCCUUGUGUGACCAUAG